AUGAAAGAAUAUGUAUUUCCCUGUGAAACACCUUCAGCAAAGAGCUUUCUUCAGGAUUUUAACCAUCUUGAUCAGCUGCAUGCUAAUAGAUCAUUGUAUGGUGUCCUUACUGGCUCUAAUUCUGGUUCUUUGGAUGAAUUUCCCUAUAGAUUAUCACCAGCUUCACAUUUAUACGAGUGUGACUACAAGCCAUACACAAAUAACAACAAUGGACUAUAUGGUCGAGACAAUUUCCAAAGUAGUGGAUGCUUGAACCUCCCUCAAGAAAACAUCAUUGACAUGAUAGGUCCUAAUCAGAGUCACAUGUCCUUGAAUUUACAAGAAACCAAACCUAUGAAUAUUGAGGUGCUAGAUGGAACCCCUUGUGUGUCGACAAAAUAUGAUUACUACACGAAAGGUGGCUUGUAUAAGAAUGAUGCCAUACUACCUUUGACAAGAAGGACAGGGAAGACACCUAAGAAGGAAACUACUAAUGUAGUCAAGGGGCAAUGGACAGCUGAGGAAGAUAGCCUGUUGAUCCGGCUGGUUGAUGAGUUUGGAAUAAGAAAAUGGUCUCAUAUUGCUCAGAUAUUGCCAGGAAGAAUCGGCAAGCAGUGUCGAGAAAGAUGGCAUAACCAUUUGAGGCCAGAUAUCAAGAAAGAUAUUUGGAGCGAGGAGGAAGAUAGGGUGCUAAUACAGGCCCAUAAAGAAAUAGGGAACAAAUGGGCGGAAAUUGCUAAGAGUUUGCCAGGGAGAACUGAAAACUCUAUCAAGAACCACUGGAAUGCAACUAAAAGAAGGCAAACUUGCACCUCCAAGAGAAAAAGCCGAUCCAAGUAUCCGAAGGGCUCCCUUCUACAAGAGUAUAUCAAGAGUUUGAACCUGGACUCAAUUCCUAAAGUGAAACGACGUCAGAGGAGAAGGAGAACUCCUAAAUAUCCUGAUGCCAUAAUUGGUAGUAGCACUACGAUGAAAGAACCAGGUGACGAGCAGCCUCAGCAGGACUUGAACCUUUGUGAAAAUAAUGAUGGACCCGUCUUACAUUAUGAUUUUGAUGAGAUCCCAGAUUUUGAUUUUGACGAGACUAUAUUUCAAGAUGGCAGCAGCAUUGAUUCUCUUCUUGAUGAGAUAGAUUGUGAUCCCGUUGUUAAUGAGAAAGUGCUUGAUAUGGAAGUGCCAAGAGCGGACGAGAUCCCAUUCCAGGACUUUGAAAUGAUGGAUGAGGUGGAUUUAUGGAGAUGA
This is a messenger RNA of Populus euphratica (Euphrates poplar), 1221 nucleotides long. Lineage: Eukaryota; Viridiplantae; Streptophyta; Magnoliopsida; Malpighiales; Salicaceae. The record is from RefSeq and is a predicted model, not a curated record.